Messenger RNA from Emiliania huxleyi CCMP1516, 582 nucleotides. RefSeq lists its product as hypothetical. NCBI's taxonomy places the organism in Eukaryota, Haptophyta, Isochrysidales, Noelaerhabdaceae. The record is from RefSeq and is a predicted model, not a curated record. The coding region runs from base 1 to 582 and encodes 193 amino acids. The transcript is spliced from 2 exons.
AUGGAGUCGCAACACUGUCAUUGCUUGCUGGUUCUCACGUGCGGGCUAGCCUUGUCAGCUGGAUUUCCAACAGAUGCGUCGAGGCAGCUGCAGGAGAUCGUCGUACGGCCUCGCGCCGAGCUGCAGAGCGAGGACCGAGGUGCGCGCACGCUCAGCGCGGCGUGCCACCCGUCCCUGCUGCCUCUCCUCGGCGUCUGCUUGGCACCGGCGAGAGCGUGCCUCGUCUACCCCCUCUCUGCCGCGGCGGCAGCCUUCGAGGACCGCCUCUACCGCACGCCAGCCGCGCUGCAGCGGCUCCGCAUGCUCGGCUUCGAGACGCCGCCUCCGCCGCUCUCCUCUGCCGCACGGCUCCGCGUGCCGCGCGACGCCGCGAGAGCGCUGCACUACUUGCACACGCUCUCGCCCAUGAUCCUGCACCGCGACGUCUCGGCGGGCUGCAGACGAGAGCUCAAAAGAAACUGUAGCCCCGUGCAACAGCGGUCCGGCAGGCUGCCCCCAAGGCCCACCGGGCCGCUGCGGGUUUGGGAGUUAUGCUUAGGCACAGCUUCGGCGAUGGCAGCCCCUCUCUGGGGUGUUGCAUAG